AUGCCGAAUGCACCAAAGCUGCUGUCCAAAUCCAAACCAAAAGAGAUACGCAGAAAACCCUUUUCAGAUAGGUCCAAAAGGGACCCACCCCAGAGCCACAAUCCAAGAAACAUUGCAAAACCCAUCUGCAAAAAUGGUCAAAGAUCAAAACUUGCACCAGCUCCGAGCAAAAUAGCGAACAAAUUCGAUAAGGGGCCUGCGAAAUUUCGGUCAAAGUUGAAGAAGAACUCACAAGAUGAGGGCCCAACUUCAGGUAAUCUGAUUAGCAAUCCGAAUUCUGAUGAGAAAUAUGGUCCCUUGGGCAAAUUCGAUUUAGAUCCCGUGAAUUUUGAGACUGAAAUAGUGGAUUUUUCAUCACAUGAAGUAGAUAAAGAGAAUAUUAGUUGUUGUGCUGCUGUCAAAACACCCCCUGUUGAGGCCUCAUUAUCUCCUGAGAUCCAAUCACAGUCCCGUUCCAAGAUUCCGGUCUUGAACUCGGAGUCGAUGACACCCGUUUGUUACGGCGCCGGUCACCUCAUCUCGGGUGUGACUGACAGAAGAAAGUGCAGGCGUAGGGGGAGUCUUAAAGGAGGUUUCGAGAAAGCCAAUCUUUUUCAUGAAGAAGGUGACUCGAUUGAAGGCUCUCGGAAUUCCCCAAUUCCUGUGAUAGCCGAGGCCUCAGUACGGUGGGUCUUAUCCCCGUGCGAUGAGGAGAAUGAGGAUUUUGAUCAUGUCUCGGGUGAAAAAGCAUCCGAUUUAAUGUGCCCUAAUAUUGGUGAUUAUUCUGCAUUAUCCAUUUCUUCCUUCAGUGAUGGAAAUAUCAUCCGGACACCAGAUUCGGACAUGGGGUUGGACGAGGAUGUUAGGCUUGUCCAGUCCAAAAUUGGUAUUGUUGCAGAAUCUUUGAACAUAGUGGAUAAAUGGGACCCGACUCUCUUUCAAGACAAUGCGGAUAAUAGUGUGUCUUCUUCUUGGGUAUCGAGUACUGCAUUAGAUAAUUUGUCACUGUCCCAGAUGAUAAUAUCAUGGCGGGAUGAGCAAGUUUCCAAAAAUGAUGAAUUUGAUUGCUGUUGUUUGUUGUCGGAUGAGGAGACUGAUGGUUCUUGUGGUGAAGAGAAGGUAGAGUCGGAUCCAGGUACUGAAGGUGGGGUGAAAAAGAAAUCAGGUGAUAAUAAAGACAACGAUUUUGAGUUGGAAACUGGUUUUUUUCCGGUGCUUCUCGAUUAUGAACCUCAAAUUUGUGGCAGAGGGAAAGAAAAAUUGUUGUCAAAUGAGGCUAACAUGUGUGCAGAGUCUACUUUUACCAGUGAGGGGGCCUUAGCUGCUUCUAGUGAUUCCGACUGA
This is a messenger RNA of Striga hermonthica, 1323 nucleotides long. The record is from the annotation of a GenBank genome assembly. Lineage: Eukaryota; Viridiplantae; Streptophyta; Magnoliopsida; Lamiales; Orobanchaceae.